AUGGUGUUUUGAUGUGUGCUGGAGCCUGAAACACUCAUGAGUAAUGAUUCUCUUACAACACGUCAGGUUUUACUGUUAAAAACAACUGCAAGUGAAUAUGGUGCUAUACCACCUAUGGUGGUACCCUGCAGUGGAUCCGGUGGAGCAAACCUUUUCAAAACCCUUACUUGUGGGUCAUUUCAAGAUACUUACUUAAACACUGCCAUUGACAGAAGUAGGGUAUAGGAUUACCCCCAUUUCCAGCAUACUCUGUAA
Messenger RNA from Strigops habroptila (Kakapo), 255 nucleotides. It is a transcript of the gene PIERCE2, whose product is annotated as chromosome 9 C15orf65 homolog. Lineage: Eukaryota; Metazoa; Chordata; Aves; Psittaciformes; Psittacidae. The transcript has a single exon. The record is from RefSeq and is a predicted model, not a curated record.